Mya arenaria is the source of this 5711-nucleotide messenger RNA. RefSeq names its product thyroid adenoma-associated protein homolog. Gene Ontology annotation, cellular component: cytosol. NCBI's taxonomy places the organism in Eukaryota, Metazoa, Mollusca, Bivalvia, Myida, Myidae. Gene Ontology annotation, biological process: tRNA methylation. The transcript has 35 exons. Bases 86 to 5614 code for a protein of 1842 amino acids. The record is from RefSeq and is a predicted model, not a curated record.
CUAAAUUUAGGGAUGUCGCGGAAUUGUAUUACUUUUUGACAAACAAAAAUGUUUCCCCCGUAUUAUGCCAUAUUUUGAUUAAAUCAUGGACAAGGAUACACAGAUGCCAGCUAUUUUUCCUUCAAGUCUGCUAAAUGAUCUUCAGAAUCACAGAACUCAUGAUGUGCGUAACCUGUUGAAGCGACUGGAAUGUAUAGCCACUCAGGUUGAGGGAGCUUGGCAGGGGUGGGCGGAGCCCCAAGUCACUUGUCUGGUGGUAGCCUUGGUCACAGCGUAUCUUUAUACGGCAGACUCUAUCAAGCUCUCCAGGGCCAUUGAAAAGAUAUUGAAGCCAAUGCAGACACAUCAUGCUGAUAGCAUACUUGGGAGAUUGGAGGGCCAAAUUCUGUCUGUCCUUGAGAAUGCAGCGGCAGAUGUCAAACUGCUUUCUAGAGUCAGUGUUCUGCUGGAGCAGAGUAAAUUAGUGCAGUCUGUGUUGAGGAGCAAUAUUUUACGAGUCAUCUCCCUUGUUUCUAAACAGUUACUGCCUCUGACAACACUUCCUCCACAGGAACUGACUACAACCCAAACACUACAGCUUCAUGCUCUUAUCAAGAUGGUGCUUCAGAUGUGCCAGGUUUGUCCAGAUGUGUUUCAGCAGGCUGUUUGGGUGGGUGGGACAGACCCUGACAUUGACACACAUGUAUCUAAUCUUGUCAACUGUCUCGUUACGGUGCUCAAGUCUCCUGGUCACUGUGUGGAUUGCCUGUUGCUGUGCGGGACUGCUACAUGUCUGCUCCUGAACACCUGUCCUCUUGCCCCUCAGGCUGCAGGUGCUGCAAUCAAACUGUUGACUGUCACCCUAAGUGCAGAUGAGAACUUUGAUACAUCACAUCUCAAGCAUGACCAAUUCUAUUCUAGCAGAUCAAGGGAGUUCAUAAUAGCUCACCUUUCAUCUGUCACAUCCAGAACCCUCGGCCCUGUGGCUCUGCUGAGAGGGCUGGUUACCUGUGGUAACACGGAUAUUCUUCUUGCAAGGAUGGGAAAUGGGGAAACAAGUGUCUUAUCACCUGAAUCAUUGCAAACUGAAGCUGGUCAUUUACAAUCACAAACUUUUAUGACUGAACUGUUUUCAUAUAUCCAUACUUUGUGCCAAGGGGAUUUAACAAUACACUUUCAAGCCUUUCAAAUAUUGUCCCUUUGGUAUAUUAGACUUACAAAAUUCCUUACCAGCCAGCAAGAUGUAGACAUUGGCACCACAUUGGUCACCAUACAGGAGAGCACUUUAAACCUGGUGGUCUUGAACUGGGACAGCCCUGUGGCAGAUGUGCCGGAAGCAGUGGUGGAAGUUUUCACCAGCAUGAUGACUGUGUGGGUGUCUUUGAAAGGUGAAAUGCCAGACUUUCCUGCUAAUGUGGCGAGUAUGUUAAUGUCCACCCCCUGGCAUGUGAAGGGAAAGUAUAGAGUAUGGGCUGCUGCUCUCAAGUACUGCCAGCCGGAACAGUAUGGUUGUGAGAGUAUGGAGAAUCAUAUGUUGCGAUGUUUGACGACAAACCACCUGGCCGCGUCCUCUGCAGCUCUCUACAAGGCUAGCAUCACAUUACUGAGCUCGAGUCCAGGAGCCCUGGAGACAUGGAAGCAGGUAAAGAUGCCUACCCUGGUAGAAGGAUUAACCAGUCAGAACAGUUUACUGCGGUACAACACAAGUCAAUACUGGGUGCCUGUAACAAUCAAGCUGUUCCCCCUCUCAGCUGGAGUGAUCAAAUCUUACCUGUCUGGGGAAAUGGACUAUGCCACAAGCUCUGCUGCCCGGACCAGGCUACUGCAUGCCUGGAUCAUUGUUACAAAGACAGUCCGCAGCCUCACUGGAGUCUCUGAUCUGGACAACAACAAAUGUGUGGAAGAGGCUCUAUAUAGUAUGGACGAAGAUGUUCGCUUGGAUGCCAUUGGGCUGCUCUGUAACACACUCAAGAAAGCAGAGAAUCUGUCAGAGACUGAAGAUAGACUCCUACGCCAGGUAGUUCCUGUGAAUGUGAAGGUAGACUCUGCCCCUUUCAGACAGCUCCUGGUUACCAACAUACGCAGACUGCUGAUCCGGCUAAGGGACAGCUGUACCCCACUCCUCAAAGAGCCAGACAAACACAAAACAACCCUUGAUCGCUCACUUGACUUUGUAAGCUGGCUCCAUGGAUUGUGUAUUGGUAAUCUCUUUGCUGGAGCAAGUUACCAGCGCCGGAAGUGCAGCCUGGACCUGCUACAUGUGUUAUACGGGAACCUUGUGCACUCACCCAACACUGGACACAGGAAGGGAUUUGUACCAGAGACGGCACUGAAAUUGCUAGAGUUUGCUGGAAGAAGAUGGGAGUUUUUUAGUCCAGACAAUGCUUGCACUUUGAUAAUAUGUUUGCUGGAUGGGUCUGAAGAGAUCCAGUCAUUGGCAUACCACUUGCUGAUCAGCUAUUACUCUUGGCCACUGCAGAGCCACAUUGAGGACCAACAAGACCCCUGUUGCCACCUGCUGGGGGAGGGGCUUCGUCUCUGUAAUAGCCCUAAAGGUCACGAGGGGCAGAGUGGGGCCACACUGUGUAAACUUGUGUUCCAAAAGUACACCUUAGAAAAUGACUUUUUGUUCCACAUACAACCCAUUACAUCUGAUGGUACCUACACAGUGACUGUCUCUGCUGGUAACCAUGGUGACUCAAAGAUUAGUGAUUGCCGUGACAACAAUGCAGUCUCGUUUCUUGAGACCCUGCUAGGGGAGACAGGGAGAUGUGUGGCAGAGGCUGAGAGGGACCUUGUCAGGGCCUCUAAACACUUUCCCAUCCACUGUCUGGUUCGUGCUGUGACGCAUUGCCUGUGUGAGUGUGAAGACGUGCACGGGAAACUUGUGUCUCGUGUCUCUGACAUUGCACUACAGCUGGUAGCCAUGUGUCGACAAAUAAUCUACCGCAUGAUGUCUAUCAUGUCAGGGGUCACCUCACAGGAAGCCUGUCCGUCCUUUGCAGAGAUUGGAGAAGCAAUUGAAAAUCUUCUUUUGGAAGGACAGGAAGAUUACAAUGAAGGGACGUCACUGUCUCCGGAAUUCCAGUACAUGUCGUCAUGGUGCUGGAACAACAUCAAGGAAAGUUGUGUUAGCCUAGGGGAGGUAACCCAAAAGCUGGUGAAUUGUAGUGCAGAGUUGCCUCCCUCUACUGUAGAGGACAUCAGGGCCACAUUCCUCUCUGUUCUUACCAAAUGUAGACACAAGGGCGUGAUCGAGGGGUGCCGUAGUGCCUUCAUUCGAUUCUGUUCUGCCCUAUUCUCCUGUACAGAUGAGUCCCUCUGUAAAAUACCGGCACAGACACUUCAGGAGGUGUUGUCUAGUUUAAAGCGUAAGGAGAUAUCUAGCUCUGUGACUCGCCGAUCUGCUGGGCUGCCAAUUAUCAUACAAGCUAUCCUGGUCAGCGAGAAGAGAAGUAAAAAGACCGCGCUUUUAAUUGAGGCCCAGCAAGGUCUAUCAGAAGUCUGCCAUCUCCCCCUGACCUCUGACCUGGGCCUCACUGACCUCCCCCAGGUACAUGGCCUCAACAUUCUAAACACGCUCUUCACUGAUGCAAGCCUCUCAUCCACCCUAAUUGCUCACAGCAGUCAUGUGACCAUCCUGGUUAUCCAGCUGUUUGGAUCCCCAUCCUGGUCCAUACGCAAUGCUGCCACCAUACUGUUCAGUACUAUGGUUACAAGGAUAUUUGGUCAGAAGAAAAGUAGAGACAACAAGUUGUGUAACUCUUUGACCUUCCAAGAGCUGUGUUCAUACUACCCUGAGUUGCCUCCCUUCCUGCUGUCAGUUCUCCUGGAGGCCUCUCACAGGGAUGUGAGGGACAUCUGCCAGCUACACCCAGGUCUCUUCCCUGUACUCACCCUCCUGGCUUGCCUCAACCCUACCAAAACAACAGACCCUGCACUUAUUGGGCGACUGAUAGAGUACAGGAAUCUGAUCAAGCUUUUCACCAGGAGUCCUGUGUACCAACUUCGACAUUUAGUUGCUUCUUCUCUAGUUGCCAUGGUUCCCAGACAGGAAAUGAUGUCAUCAGUGAUGUCAUGUCUCAAUGAUGACAUCACAUACCUGGCUGAUGAUGUUGAUGCAAACAGCCUGCAUGGGAACCUAUUAUUUGUGCACCGGGCCUUGGAACAUGUUGAUAACCCGUCCAGCCUGCGGUCAGUGUGGGGAGUGUUGGUGGACAAAGUGUGGCUGCUGGAUGCUAGGACGGGGAUACUGUCAGGUCUACAUGUGCAGCUACUGACCACUGUCCUGGCGGGCUCACCCAGCCUCGAAGUUCCCAGGACACUCACUGAGGCUGUGAUGACCAGGUGCUGCCAGGAUAGCCAGUUGGUUGGAGGCAGUGUGUUGUGUGAUGCUGGUGUGGAGUUUCUGCUGGCCUGUUGUAACCUCAGUGGUCAGAGUAUCCAGGCUGUGAUUGGUCGACUGCUAGCCAAUGGCAGUCCAGAAACCAGGGGAGCAUGUCUGGAACAUCUCCUUGGCAACCUGAUUAACUUGGACUUGGAUGAACCUGAGAACCUCAUGACAGACCUGCUGGCAGUGUUCAUAUCUGACAGUGACCUCCAGCACCGCUACUCUUCCCUAGAGUUGGUAUGUUUCCUGUAUGAGCAAUACGGACAGAUGGACAUAGAGGACUGGGCUCAACUACAAGGAGCUCUUGCAGACCUGGACCCUGCAAUGUGGAGUGGUCAGGCACGCUCAUCUGUGGUGGUUAUUGCAAGGGCAGUUUGUCUACACGUACAGGCUACAUACAUAAAGGAUAGCACAAGAGAUCCUGUAGCUGUUGGCAUGUUUGUAAAGGAGUUACAGAGGUGUUCCAUUGCUACCAAUGAGACUGAGCGCAUGUCAGGAGUCCGGGCACUAGGGAUUGCAGGGCACGGUCUGUUGGAAGACAAGGAGGGAGAACAUGUGGUCAGCCUGUUGGAUGUGUGUCUUACCCUGGUUCAAGAUGAAGACACAGACAUACGGACGGAGGCCUGCAGCUUUGUCAGUCAGGUUCUACAUCAGAAGGGAUUCACUGAGUAUCCUAGUCUUCACAGUAAUGUAUGUUAUGAGCUUCUACUAGAGUACACAUGUGCCCAGUUCUGGUCUUCUGCAUCCUGCCUGCAGUUUAUGCUGGCCCAGCUCACUGUAGGUCGCAACCUCCAGCAGGUGAUCUCUGAGCGCUCCACAUCAAGAUACAGCCAGCUCUAUGACACAGAGGACAACAGCUUCUUUGCAGAGAAAAUCUACAACUGUUUUCAUUUACAUAAACAGCUCACUGUGAUGAUAUCUAAGUGUAAGGAGAAAGGAAAAGUUGAAACUCUGAGGAAACUGUUUACUUCUUCAAACACUCUUAUUCUUCAAGAGGACCUGACUCUCCUUAGGCACAUUUUGGCUGAAAUUCAGCCUGGUGCCAUGAUAACCGUGAUGACAGACAGCAGUGUUUUGGCGGGAAGUGUGGGACUGGUUCUCACCUGUGAUAUAAUGGCCCGCCUCUCCUCAGACUGCAACCAUCAAAACCAGUCUGUCUACCAAAGCACACUGCACACCAUACAAGAGACGAAGCCUUUUCCGCCAUCCCUGAUGACAUCAUUGGGAAAUGUACUGCCAGUUUGAUGUUCGUUUUGCAGCAGACAUGUGUUUAUGUGUGGAUAUGAUCAUAAACAGAUACAAUUCUUAAAGAAAAGGCAUAAUAAAAAGUCGUAGAAAUGUA